AACCAGCACGCCUCGUGUUCGUCUCCUAGCAACCAGGCUGUCAGCCCGCUCCAUGCCUCUCCAGGACGUCGGACCGUUCCGGACACGCCGCGUCUCGGACUUAAAAGUUGCCUAAAUAUCGAGGCAAACCCUCCAGAACCUCCAUGGAAACGAACAGAAAGUGAGCCAGGCGGGCUGCCGAAGCCGAGGGAGCCGCCAUGAACGACCGGUACCACCGGGCGGCCCGGGACGGCUACCUGGACGUGCUGAAGGAAGCCACACGGAAGGAGCUGAACGCACCGGAUGAGGAUGGGAUGACACCGACCUUAUGGGCCGCGUACCACGGCAACCUGGAGACGCUGAGGCUCAUCGUGGGGAGAGGAGGCGACCCGGACAGGUGUGAUAUAUGGGGCAACACACCACUUCACCUGGCAGCUGCCAACGGCCACCAUAACUGCCUGUCCUUCCUGGUGGCUUUUGGUGCCAAUGUGUGGUGUUUGGACAAUGACUACCACACACCACUGGACAUGGCCGCCACCAAGGGACACAUGGACUGCGUUCGCUACCUGGACUCCAUCACUGCCAAGCAGAUCACCCUAAACCCAAAGCUGGUCAGCAAACUCAAGGACCGGGCGUUUCGUGCCGCAGAACGCCGGAUCAAAGACUGCGCAAAGCUCCAGAGGAAGCACCGUGAACAUAUGGAGAGGAAGUUCAUGAAGGAGUCGGCAGCUUUAGACAACUUGGAUGCGAUCAGCUUUUCUAGCUACACAAGCGGCAGCACACUGAGCCACAAGUUCAACACUGUCACCUCCAACAUGCCAUACUCACAGGCCACCCUGCACUCCACAGCCAAGGGCAAGGCCAAGAUACAGAAGAAGCUCGAGAAGAAGAAGCAGGUUGAUGGAACAUUCAAGAUCUACGAGGACGGGAGGAAAAGUGUGCGCUCGUUAUCCGGCCUGCAGCUCGGCAAUGAUGUCAUGUUCCUCAAACAGGGCACAUACGCCAACCCCAAGGAGCGAUCACGCCUCAACAUCCGCGACAUGUUCCCCCGUGACAAUGACGACGACGGCGACACCGUCUCCCGUGCCAUGAGCGACCCAGGCCUCCAUGAGGCUGCGUAUUCGGAGAUUAGCGCCGACUCCGGACGCGAUUCCCUGUUCACCCGACCCGGGCUCGGCACCAUGGUGUUCAGGAGGAACUAUUUGAGUGCAGGCAUGUUUGGUAUCGGAGCACGGGAUGAAGAGAGUAUAGUAGGGAGUGAACCUGUGGGCCGAGCACCUAAUGUUCGUCUACGAGGACGUCUGCCUCAUCGCUUUCCCAGCUUCGAUGAGGACAGUAUUGGCAGUGCCUUGAGCCUGCAAGAAAGGAACCUUCAGGAGUUGCCAUGGGAGGAGAUUGAUGUUGGGUUGGAUGAGGACUUGGAGCCAGAGAACAGUCCUCUGGAGACCUUCCUGGUCUCUCAAAGCCUCAGUGAGUUCAUGCCGAUCUUCAGGAGAGAAAAGAUUGACCUGGAGGCUCUGCUGCUUUGUUCAGAUCCGGACCUCACCAGCAUUCACCUCCCUUUGGGCCCCAGGAAGAAACUUCUGGAUGCCUGCAAGAGACGUCUGAACACCAUAGAAGAACCAGAGAGCAUUGAAGACACUGAGCUCUGAAGGAUGAACACACACUGAAGAUAGUAUGCUGGCUCCAUGUACUGUUAUUAUUACCUAAUACAGUCAGUGGAGGCAACAUGGAGUCUAGGCCGAAACUUGGAAAAGAGGAAAUAAACAUUUUAUGGGAUUCCCUUCUAAUGAAUUUAAGCCUGACGUGUACUUUUUGCAUAUUAUUAAUGUGAAUGAUUUAUGUAUUAGUGAAUGUACGUAAUGAAUAUGUUGUUAAUUAUAUCUUCAUUGUACAGUUUUCUUACUUUAAACAUGUUAUUUCACUCCAGGGCACAUACACAAUGGUGACUAUGGAUGCAAAGAGUCACAGACUGACUGUUUUGCAAACUCUGUUGCAACAGUUAAAACAAUUGGCGGGGGGGAGGGGGGUUAUGCGAGUGUGUUAGAUAACACUGUUAUCUCAGGUUCCUCCGGGGCGUAUUUGGUUUCACUGAAGAUCUGUCUGUCUGUGCACUUGAGAGAUUGUGCAUGAAUGUUCAUUUUAUGUUGGUAAAAAAAACAGUUUUUGUAUCAGAAGAUGUACCCACAACCAUAUUUAUCUUUUAUAAAAUAAAAUAAAGUGAAAAUGA
Molecule: messenger RNA, 2209 nt
Organism: Cottoperca gobio
Lineage: Eukaryota; Metazoa; Chordata; Actinopteri; Perciformes; Bovichtidae
Gene: ush1gb
Product: Usher syndrome 1Gb (autosomal recessive)
Exons: 4
Coding region: 198-1631 (477 amino acids)
Biological process (GO): equilibrioception; sensory perception of light stimulus; sensory perception of sound
Molecular function (GO): protein binding
Source: RefSeq, a predicted model, not a curated record